This is a messenger RNA of Prosopis cineraria, 1554 nucleotides long. RefSeq lists its product as uncharacterized. The record is from RefSeq and is a predicted model, not a curated record. Lineage: Eukaryota; Viridiplantae; Streptophyta; Magnoliopsida; Fabales; Fabaceae. Bases 1 to 1554 code for a protein of 517 amino acids. The transcript is spliced from 6 exons.
AUGGAUGCUGGUGGCCUUGAAAAUAAUAACACUCCCACACCUACGCACACUCCCACACCAACUCUUAUACCUGUGUCAAAUACCCCCUCCACUCACAAUGUUAAUGCUACUGGAAGGACUGAUAUUGGUAGUUCAUCAGAGAAACAAUCAAUAAUUGGCUCUACUCAUGAGAAGACUAAUCCUGCCUGGGAACAUUUAGCCUUAAGAAAAGAAGGGGAUACAGCUAUUUAUACAUGCUUGCAUUGUUCAAAUGAAUAUAGAGGGGGUGGCAUAAAUAGAUUGAAGCAGCAUCUAGCUGGGGAAAAUUAUGGUGAUAUUGACGACUUACAAGAAGUAGUUGAUGCUGGUUCAAAUCUUCCUUCAUAUACAGCUCCUCCGGCUAAAGAUAAAAGGAAGGCUUCUACAAGUGCUGCAAAGAGACAAGCUUUUGGUGCAGCUGGCAAUUACUUUGCCCCAAGAACAACUCCUGGUGCACAACCAACUAUAGAUGUAAUUGCUGCUAUAAGACUUGGAUUCAAAGGCCCUACUGCUUAUGAUAUGAGAGCAGCAUACAUUAAUAAACUUUUAGUUCAUUGUACGAAAGAUAUAGUGUUUGUGAAGUUUAUUGAUGCUUUAGAGCUAGUCAAAGAUGCCAAGACAUUAUUUCAGCUGUUUAGUAAAGUGAUAGAGUGGAUUAGCCCUAAAAAUAUUGUUCAUGUGGUGACUAAUAAUGCAGCCAAUUAUGUAGCAUGUGGUCAACUGAUUCAUGAGAAAUAUAGGCAUAUUUAUUGGUCAUCGUGUGCUGCACAUUGCUUGAAUCUCAUCUUAAAGGACAUUGCAAGUUUGCCUCAUGUGUCAGACCUUGCAUCCAAGGCAUCAAAGAUUACCAUUUUUGUGUAUAAUCAUACUGUCUUUUUGUUAUGGCUUAGAAAAAGACAAGGCUGGAGGGAGAUUGUGCGUCCAAGAGCAACUAGAUUUGCUUCCACCUUCAUUACUUUACAAAGCAUCUAUAAGCACAAGAAUGACUUGCAAGCUUUGAUGGUUGAUAGACAUUUUAUUGAUUACAAGUUGUCAAAGACAGUAGCAAGACAAAAUUUUGCUAACAUUGUCUUGGACAAUAGAUUUUGGAAUGAGUGUUAUGACAUUAUGGUGCUUGUUGGUCCCUUCAUUCAGUUGCUAAGAAUUGUUGAUGGAGAUGAAAAGCCUUCUCUUGGCUAUGUCUAUAAAGUUGAAAAAGAACCUGCUCCUAAGUUUAAUGAAGCAGAUUGUGAUGCUCUGCUACAUGGAGAUAAUCCACAACCUGUUACUGCUACUAGGGAUGAUGAAGGUGAUGAACGUAUGAAUGCUACAUCUUCUCCACCUUUGUUUGAUAAUGUUGGAUUUGGAGCUCAAUCUACAUCUGUUGGAUUUGGAGCUCAAUCUACACCUGUUGGAGUUAGAGGUCAAUCUACACCUAAGGGAGUUGGAGUUCAAUCUACUCCUGAAGUUGCUAUCUCAGAUUUUCUUCCUACUACAGUUGCUAAUGACUUAGCAAUUAAAGAACUUAACUUGAAUGAGUUUUAUGGUGAUGAUUGA